CACUGUAAAUGACUCCUCCUAGACACCGGUCACGUGAUGCUAAAGCUGUCAAUAUACAAUUUGUGUGAACAUUAACUCAAUCGCGAGCAGACGUCACCAGCGGAUAGUUAUUCUCGACUACAAUCACUUGCAGAGAGAGUAAGCCGAAAAUAAGAUGCGGCUACCGAACAUGCUCCGACCUCCUGAACGGACGUAUAUCUUGUUGGCCGCCCUUUCCUUCCUGACUGGCAGCUGUGUCUUAACGCUAGACCCGAAGCAGACCCACACCAAACCAAACAGCUCAUGUGCUGUUAAAGACUAUGGACAACUCUUCCCCAGCGUGAAGUCGGUGGAAACAUGGGUCAAAUCUACGUUCUCGACUACCUGGCCUUGGACAAUACAUAAUGGCGAACACGGCAUGGCGGUCUCAGGAGAAGGACGCCGCCAGUGGACAUCCAAACAGCUUCUUCUCCACGAGCUGCUCAUUGCGUCCAUCCUGCCAUGGUCACUGGUCAAGUUUGGGGACGCUGUGUUCCUCAGGCGGCGGUGGUUGUGUGGAUGUUUUGAGGAUGAACCAAGACGUGGUGCCCCCGAGGUAGACCCGAGUGCCUCUGCGGUUACAGCAACCAGUCUCUCCCGGGAACAGACCCUCACCAGUUCCAUAUGAGGAGAGGCCGGUCUUACCUUUGUCCUUGCAAAGAGGAAUUGCUUUUUAAAGUUUUACACAGUGCCAGAUUUGCUUAAAUAGUCCGUUAAAAACAUCUUGUGCUAUGCUUUGCUUGUUUUUUGCCAUGUGAUAAACAAUAUCUGUUAGUAAUAAAAUCAUUCACUCACGA
Molecule: messenger RNA, 815 nt
Organism: Haliotis rufescens (red abalone)
Lineage: Eukaryota; Metazoa; Mollusca; Gastropoda; Lepetellida; Haliotidae
Exons: 4
Coding region: 155-646 (163 amino acids)
Source: RefSeq, a predicted model, not a curated record